This is a messenger RNA of Trichosurus vulpecula (common brushtail), 2172 nucleotides long. RefSeq names its product HCLS1 binding protein 3 (gene HS1BP3). Gene Ontology annotation, molecular function: phosphatidylinositol binding. The record is from RefSeq and is a predicted model, not a curated record. The transcript is spliced from 7 exons. The coding region runs from base 180 to 1373 and encodes 397 amino acids. NCBI's taxonomy places the organism in Eukaryota, Metazoa, Chordata, Mammalia, Diprotodontia, Phalangeridae.
GGGCGGGGCGGAGGAGGAGGUAGAAGAGAAGGAGGAAGGGAAGGAAGGAGGAGCAGGAGGAGGAGGAGGAGGAGGAGCGCGCGGCAGGCGGAGGAGCCCCCCGAGACGCUAGGGAGUGGGGCAGAGGGGCGUCGGCCUCCAUCCCGUGACUGUGACCGUGGCCGUGGCAGCGCGGCGCCAUGCAGCCGGGGCCCUCUGUGCUCGUGGCCAGCAGGCAAGUUCAGAAUGUUCACACUGGUUUGGACCUCUCCGUCCCCACGUACCAGGAGUUCCGGGGGAAGAUGAUGUCCGGCCACAUAGAAUACCAGAUUAUGGUGGUGACCUGGCUGCCCGCCUUCAAGUCGGCCAAGCACAGAGCAGAGGACAUCGUCCAGUUCAUGGUUUCCAGAAAGUACAGUGAGAUCGAGGAGUUUUACCAGAAGCUGACAAGUCGAUAUCCACAGGCUGCCCUUCCCCCACUCCCCAGAAAAAUCUUGUUUGUUGGGGAGUCUGACAUACGGGAACGGAGAACUGCGUUCAAUGAAAUCAUGCGUCAGAUUGCAAAGGAUGAGGAGCUUGCAACCAGCCCCGAGCUGCUGGCAUUCUUAGGAUCCAAGUUCUCUGGGGGAACAGAUUUAACUGGGAGGGGUCCCCUGGAACAGGCAAAGGAUGAAGCUGAUGGGGACACAGAGGAUGGGAUUGACUUCUUCCAGGAGCCAGACAAGACAGUGGGUGGGGUUCCCCUGCCUAGCAGCCUGAGCCGCUCAGGAGAAGAGGAGGAAGAGGAGGAGGAGGAGGUGCUGGACCCCCUGGGCAUCAUGCGGUCCAAGAAGCCCAAGAAGCCUCCUGCCUCCAUCCAGGCCAGACCCAAGGAAACCCCACUGGGCUCAGGCAAGGAGAGCCGGCCCAAGAUGACCAUCUUUGAUGAGGAGGUGGAUGGAGAUGAGGAGCUCUUUAGCCCCAAGCUAGUACACUCGGCUCCCCGGGGCCCCAGCCGAGACAGCCUCAGGUUGUUCGAUGACCCUGACCUAGGAGGAAAGGUUUCCCUGGGAGAUUCCUUGCUUUUGCCAACUGCAUGUGAGCGCCGCCAGGUGCCCACACGGGGCAUCAGUGAUGACCUGUUUGGAGUCGAAGAAGACUUGGAGAAGAUCUUGAGCUUGGAGUCAGAGCCCAUAUCCCAGGCCCUACCCAGGGCCAAGCCUCAGGUGCCCACCAAACCAGCAAUCCCCAAGAAGCCCAUGAUCCCACCCCCAAAGGCUGGCACCCCACCGGUGAGAGCAGCCCCACGGGAGGGCCAGCAGCAGGUACAGGUCCAAGCUCUGAAUGAGCUGGACAUCCUGAAGUAUAUCCAGGACCAAAAUUCAGCCGACAAUACUGCCCCCAGUCUCUUCUGAAUAAGCCCUGGCCCCUUGGCUGGUGCCCACGGCCCAGGAGUCAGCCCUUCCCAGUGCCCCAGAAGUUGGCCCCAGGAGUGAGCCCUGCCUGCUGUCCUCUAGGACCUGGGUCUGGCAGUGUUGUGCUGACCUUGACCCAAGGGUGGUGGGUAGGAUGGAGAGCUGGGAGGAAGAUGCCCUGCUUGUCAGGACCUGGGGGCUAUGGGGGGUGGAUGGAGGGGUACAGACUGUCUGGACAGAGGGAAGAAACAGCCCCAUCCAGUGGGAUGAAAGUCAGAAGAGCCAGGACGGACUAUACCACUGAGGAAGGGCACCUUGGCACCAGGGGAGGACAGAGACAAAGACCUGGGAGCCAGGACUCGAGGGCACUACAGCUCCCUGUUGGUGUGGUGGCCAGCUGAAAACAAGCCACCCGGCUGUAAGGGCCCCACCAACAUCCUCCAGGCAGCUCAGGCCCCUGGGCAGGCUUGGGCCCCUGGGCUCUGAGCAGAGCAUUCACCAAUGAGAGGGUCUGGGUGAGACCCCACUGAGGCCCCCAAAGGACCCGAUCACUAACUCCGUGACCUUGGGCAGGUCACUAACUUCCUGUGCCUCAGUCUCCUCAUCUACAAAGUGAGAAGAAUUGCUGGCCUUAGCGGCUUCCUUCGAGGCUUCCUCGAGUUUUUGUCAAGUGCCUUGGAGGCCUCGCUUCUGUCUUCUAAAGGGGGGAGGCCAUAUGUCUUCAGUGUUCCCCGUGUCACAGCAGGUGCUCAAAUAAAUAGAUUGAAAUGAGGCUGCCCAGGUGCCCCUCCCCACUCCA